Molecule: messenger RNA, 969 nt
Organism: Colletotrichum truncatum
Lineage: Eukaryota; Fungi; Ascomycota; Sordariomycetes; Glomerellales; Glomerellaceae
Product: putative short-chain dehydrogenase
Source: RefSeq, a predicted model, not a curated record
AUGCAUUCCGCUAUUUCACUUUUGCUUGCCGGUGCUGGCAUCGCCAACGCGUACACCAUUGCUGUGGCACAGCCAUUCAUGCGCAAGAACAUUGAUCCUGUGGUCAUUCCCGGUCAAUACAAGAGCCACAUGCAUACUUUCUUCGGUUCCGAUGCCGUCACUCUCAACACCAAUACAUCCAAGGAGCUUCAGGCUGGAUGCUCCACAGCUGAUAACCCAAACGAUUUCUCUUCGUAUUGGGUUCCUACUCUCUACGUCAAGGAUGACAAGGGCAUGACGCCGGUUCCGUUCUCCCGUUUUUCCGCCUACUACGUGGCUAUCGAGAGUGCCGAGGUCGCUAUCCCUCAAAACUACAAGACCGUCGCCGGUAACGCCCAAGCCACAUCCCAAGCCGACGUCGAAGAACUGGCUGGCAUCCAGUGGUUUUGUGAGGGUGACGAGGGUGAAACGAAGGAUGCCGCCGCCUGGCCGACCAAGACGUGCUCAACUCACCUCCAGACCCUCCUACUCUUCCACGACUGUGUGAACGAGCAGACGCUUGAGUCUGCCUACUCGGGCACCCAGAACUGGAAGGACGGCUUCAAGCCUGCCAACCGGUGCCCCGAGGGCAUGAAGCGCAUGCCGCAGCUGCGCUUCUCCAUCCGCUACGACCUUCGCAAGGUUCUUCCCGAAGGCUGGAACGGAACCCCGCCGUUCGAGCUCGCGUGUGGCAACUCUUACUGCACCCACGGCGACUUUAUCAACGGCUGGCUGCCCGAGGCCGCGACCAACAUGCUCAAUGCCAACGACAAGCGAAAAUUCGCCGGUGUGGACGGACCCAAUGGAAAAUACAAUGCCGGAUCAAACUGCGAGGCCAAGGAUGCCGACCCCAACAACGGUACGAGUGAUUAUGAUGAAAGUGUGAAGAUGAUGAGCGGCAAGCGCAGCAUCGGGCAGCGCUUUCAGUCUCGUCGCAGCACUUCCUCAUAG